Cynocephalus volans (Philippine flying lemur) is the source of this 3927-nucleotide messenger RNA. RefSeq names its product contactin associated protein family member 4 (gene CNTNAP4). Bases 1 to 3927 code for a protein of 1308 amino acids. The transcript has 24 exons. Lineage: Eukaryota; Metazoa; Chordata; Mammalia; Dermoptera; Cynocephalidae. The record is from RefSeq and is a predicted model, not a curated record.
AUGGGCUCUGUCACCGGAGCUGUCCUGAAGACCCUACUUUUGUUAUCUACUCAAAAUUGGAACAGAGUCGAAGCCGGGAAUUCCUAUGAUUGUGAUGACCCGCUUGUGUCUGCCUUGCCUCAGACAUCAUUCAGCAGUUCUUCCGAGCUCUCUAGCAGUCAUGGUCCUGGCUUUGCAAGGCUAAAUAGAAGAGAUGGAGCUGGUGGCUGGUCUCCACUUGUGUCGAACAAAUACCAGUGGUUGCAGAUUGACCUUGGAGAGAGGAUGGAGAUCACUGCUGUGGCCACCCAAGGGGGAUAUGGGAGCUCCAAUUGGGUGACCAGCUACCUCCUGAUGUUCAGCGAUAGUGGCAGGAACUGGAAGCAAUAUCGUCAAGAGGACAGCAUCUGGGGUUUUUCUGGAAACACAAAUGCAGACAGUGUGGUGCACUAUAGACUCCAGCCUUCUAUUAAAGCCAGACAUCUGCGCUUCAUCCCUUUGGAAUGGAACUCCAAGGGCAGAAUUGGAAUGCGAAUUGAGGUGUUUGGAUGCACAUAUAGAUCAGAGGUGGUUGAUCUUGAUGGAAAAAGUUCUCUUCUCUACAGAUUUGAUCAAAAAUCCCUGAGCCCAAUAAAAGAUAUUAUUUCUUUGAAAUUUAAAACCAUGGCGAGUGAUGGGAUUCUAAUCCACAGGGCAGGGUCAAAUGGAGAUCACAUCACACUGGAAUUAAGAAGAGGAAAACUCUUUUUACUGAUUAAUUCAGGUGAAGCUAAGCUGGCCUCCGCUCACGCCCUGAUCAGUCUCACCCUGGGCAGUCUGCUGGAUGAUCAGCACUGGCAUUCUGUGCUCAUCCAGCGCUUGGGUAAACAAGUCAACUUUACAGUGGACGAGCACCAGCAUCGUUUCCACGCACAGGGAGAAUUCAAUUACCUGGAUCUUGAUUAUGAGAUCAGCUUUGGAGGGAUUCCAGCACCUGCAAAAUCAGUGUCAAUACCACAUAAAAAUUUUCAUGGAUGUUUAGAAAAUCUCUAUUAUAAUGGAGUGGAUAUUACUGAUUUGGCCAAGCAACAAAAACCACAGAUUAUCAUUACGGGAAAUGUGUCCUUUUCUUGUUCACAACCACAAUCGGUGCCUGUGACUUUUCUGAGCUCCAGGAGUUACUUAGCACUGCCAAGCUUUUCUGGAGAGGAUGAGAUUUCUGCUACGUUUCAAUUUCGAACCUGGAAUGAGGCAGGGCUUCUGCUAUUCAGUGAACUUCAACAGGUUUCAGGGGGUCUCCUCCUCUUUCUUAGUGAUGGAAAACUUAAGCUGAAUCUCUACCAGCCAGGAAAAUUACCCAGUGACAUCACUGCAGGUGUUGGAUUAAAUGAUGGGCAGUGGCAUUCUGUCUCCUUAUCUGCUAAAAGAAAUCAUGUGAGUUUGGCAGUGGACGGCCACGUGGCCUCUGCUGCUCCUUCACUGGGACCUGAGCAGAUUUAUUCGGGUGGCACCUAUUAUUUUGGAGGUUGUCCUGAUAAAAGCUUUGGAUCCAAAUGUAAAAGUCCACAUGAUGGAUUUCAAGGAUGUAUGAGACUCAUUUCUAUCAGUAACAAAGUGGUAGAUCUGAUUUCAGUUCAGCAGGGGGCCCUUGGGAACUUCAGUGACCUUCAGAUAGAUUCCUGUGGCAUCUCAGAUAGGUGUUUGCCCAACUAUUGUGAACAUGGAGGUAGAUGUUCUCAGUCCUGGAGUGCCUUUCACUGUAACUGUACCAACACUGGUUACAGGGGAGCUACUUGCCAUAACUCUAUCUAUGAGCAAUCAUGUGAAGCCUACAAGUAUAGAGGAAAUACUUCAGGAUUUUACUAUAUAGAUUCAGAUGGAAGUGGUCCCCUGGGGCCAUUUCUUCAAUACUGCAAUAUGACUGAAACUGCAUGGACCAUCAUACAGCACAAUGGCUCUGAGUUAACAAGAGUCAGAAAUACUAAUCCAGAGAACCCAUACGCUGGGUUUUUCGAGUAUGUGGCCAGCAUGGAGCAACUCCAGGCCACAAUCAGUCUUGCGGAGCACUGUGAACAGGAGCUUACUUACUACUGCAAGAAGUCACGGCUUGUAAAUAAGCAAGAUGGAACCCCUCUGAGCUGGUGGAUUGGAAGAACCAAUGAAGCACAAACUUACUGGGGAGGUUCUUUGCCUGAUCCUCAAAAAUGUACUUGUGGAUUAGAGGGAAACUGCAUUAAUUCUCAAUAUUACUGCAAUUGUGAUGCUGACCGGAAUGAAUGGACCAAUGACACUGGAUUUCUUUCUUACAAAGAGCAUCUGCCGGUAACUAAGAUAGUGAUUACAGACACAGGCCGACCACAUUCAGAAGCUGCUUAUAAACUUGGGCCUCUGCUGUGCCGGGGAGACAGAGCAUUUUGGAAUUCGGCUUUCUUCAACACUGAGGCUUCCUAUCUACAUUUCCCUACUUUCCAUGGAGAACUUAGUGCUGAUGUGUCUUUCUUUUUUAAGACAACAGCUUCAUCUGGGGUGUUUUUAGAGAACCUGGGGAUUACUGAUUUUAUUCGGAUAGAAUUGCGCUCUCCGAUAGUAGUGACUUUUUCAUUUGACGUGGGGAAUGGGCCUUUUGAAAUCUCGGUGCAGUCACCUACCCACUUCAAUGACAACCAGUGGCACCAUGUUUGGGUUGAAAGGAACAUGAAAGAGGCAUCCAUUCAAGUGGAUCAGCUCUCACCAAAGACACAACCUGCUCCCACAGAUGGACAUGUCCUUUUACAGCUCAACAGUCAACUCUUUGUGGGUGGAACGGCCACCAGACAGAGAGGCUUUCUGGGCUGCAUUCGGUCUCUGCAAUUGAAUGGGAUGGCCCUGGAUUUGGAAGAAAGAGCCCAGGUGACUCCAGGAGUGGAGCCAGGUUGUAGGGGACAUUGCAGAAGCUAUGGAAAGUUAUGUCUCAAUGGAGGGAAAUGCAGAGAAAAGCCCAGUGGGAUCUCUUGUGACUGCACUUUCUCUGCAUACACAGGGCCAUUCUGCUCGCAUGAGAUUUCUGCAUAUUUUGGAUCUGGUUCAUCCGUGAUUUACAAUUUUCAAGAAAAUUAUUCCUUAAGUAAAAACUCCAGCUCCCAGGCUGCUUCAUUUCAUGGUGAUAAGAAGAUGAGCAGAGAAAUGAUCAAAUUUAGCUUCAGAACAACACGAACACCAAGCUUACUGCUUUAUACAAGCUCCUUUUAUAAAGAAUACCUUUCAGUUAUCAUUGCCAAAAAUGGAAGUUUGCAGAUCAGGUACAAGCUAAAUAGAUAUCGAGAACCUGAUGUUGUUAACGUUGAUUUUAAAAAUAUGGCUGAUGGGCACCUUCACCACAUAAAGAUUGACAGAGAAGAUGGAGUGGUCUUUGUUGAGAUUGAUGAGAAUACAAGGAGACAAGUCUACCUGUCAUCAGGCACAGAAUUCAGUGCAGUCAAAUCUUUGGUACUGGGAAGGAUUUCAGAACACAGUGAUGUAGAUCAGGAGACGGCACUGGCUGGCGCACAGGGCUUCGUGGGCUGCCUCUCUGCUGUACAGUUCAGCCAUGUGGCCCCUCUGAAGGCUGCUCUGUACCCCAGCCACCCAGCCCCCAUCACUGUCACAGGGCACGUGACUGAGUCUAGCUGUGUGACGCAGGCUGGCACUGAUGCCACAUCAAGGGAAAGGACACACUCAUUUGCAGAUCAUUCUGGAACAAUAGAUGACAGAGAACCUCUAACUAAUGCAAUCAAAAGUGACUCUGCAAUAAUUGGAGGUUUGAUAGCCGUUGUGAUCUUUAUCUUGCUUUGCAUCACUGCGAUAGCUGUCCGCAUUUAUCAGCAGAAAAGGUUAUACAAAAGAAAUGAGGCAAAAAGGUCAGAGAAUGCAGACAGUGCUGCGGCUGUUUUGAAAAGUGAUCUUAAUAUACAAAAUGCAGUCAGUGAAAACCAGAAAGAGUACUACUUCUGA